AUGACCCUUUCCGAAACCCUGGUCUACCUCCUCGGCCUUGGCUGCAUUGCCCGAAGCGUCAUGGCGUUCGCCAAUCCGCAGGCCGAAUACGCGCUCAAUGGCAUAAGACACACCAUCGCCCCCAAAAAGGACACGAGCUCAGGGCCAAUAUAUAUGCUGGGCCUUUGGGAAUUAUCUGUAGGCGUCCUGUUGCUCACCACUCAAGCUAGCGGGUCUUUUGCUGGCAUCACGACUCUGUUGGGCUUGAUGGGCCUUUACAAAGCAGGCGUGGCGAUACUCCUUUGGAAUAUUGGGGACAAGAACAAGACUAGAAAGAUCGCGGGAAAUAUAUUGACUGCCAUCACGUUCUUGUUCUGGGCUCUAUACAGGUGCCAAUGA
This is a messenger RNA of Fusarium venenatum, 378 nucleotides long. RefSeq lists its product as uncharacterized. Lineage: Eukaryota; Fungi; Ascomycota; Sordariomycetes; Hypocreales; Nectriaceae. The record is from RefSeq and is a predicted model, not a curated record.